Molecule: messenger RNA, 1941 nt
Organism: Phoenix dactylifera (date palm)
Lineage: Eukaryota; Viridiplantae; Streptophyta; Magnoliopsida; Arecales; Arecaceae
Product: diacylglycerol O-acyltransferase 1-2-like
Biological process (GO): triglyceride biosynthetic process
Cellular component (GO): endoplasmic reticulum membrane; chloroplast envelope
Molecular function (GO): diacylglycerol O-acyltransferase activity
Source: RefSeq, a predicted model, not a curated record
UCCAUACUGCCGCUCCAGGCCGUCGUCACCUCCUUCGUCUUCACUCCUCCAAUGGCGGUCUCGAAGAAUCCAGAAACCCUAGCCCCGGACCAAGAACCGUCGAAUGCGUCGGAUCUCCGCCGGAGGCCGGCCUCCUCCUCCUCCGCCGCCGCUUCGCCGGCAGUGCCGGACUCGUCUUCAAGAACGAGCCCUUCCAUCACCGAGAACUGGACCGCGGCGUUAGAUGGCGAUUCUGGUGCAGGAGCGGUCGGAAAUGAUGAUCUAAAGGAACGGAUCGGCGAGGCGAACGAUCUUGGUGAAAAGAAGAAGGCGAGUUCGGGUGAUAAGGUCGGAAGAGGUGAAGUUCCGGUGGGUUUCGUCGACCGGCCUUCGGCUCCGGUGCAUGUGAGAGUUGUGGAGAGCCCGCUGAGCUCGGAUACAAUCUUUCAACAGAGCCAUGCAGGUCUCGUCAACCUUUGUGUAGUAAUUCUGAUUGCAGUCAACAGCAGGCUUAUUAUUGAGAACUUGAUGAAGUAUGGUUUACUGAUAGGAAGUGGAUUUUUCUUCAGUUCAAGAUUACUGAGAGAUUGGCCACUACUUAUAUGUAGUCUCACUCUACCUGUUUUCCCUCUUGGUGCUUACAUGGUUGAAAAGCUGGCAUAUAGGAAGUUCAUUUCUGAACCUGUUGUUGUCUCACUUCAUGUAAUUCUCAUAAUUGCUACAAUCAUGUAUCCUGUUUUCGUGAUUCUAAGGUGCAAUUCUACUGUUUUAUCUGGCCUCAAUUUAAUGCUCUUUGCGAGCUCUGUUUGCCUAAAGCUUGUUUCAUAUGCACAUGCAAAUUAUGAUUUAAGGUCAUCGUCCAACUCUAUUGAUAAGGGGACCAGUUAUCUAAACUUAUACAAGUCUCAAGGUGUUAGCUUCAAAAGUUUGGUGUAUUUUAUCAUGGCUCCAACACUAUGUUACCAGCCAAGCUAUCCUCGGACUACAUGCAUCAGAAAAGGUUGGGUGAUUUGUCAGCUUGUUAAGUUGGUCAUAUUUACAGGGGUGAUGGGCUUCAUCAUUGAACAGUACAUUGACCCGAUUAUCAAGAAUUCUCAACAUCCUCUAAAAGGGAAUGUCUUAAAUGCCAUGGAGAGAAUCUUGAAGUUAUCAAUACCAACUUUGUACGUGUGGCUUUGUCUAUUCUAUUGCACCUUCCAUUUGUGGCUAAACAUUCUCGCUGAGCUCCUUCAUUUUGGUGAUCGUGAAUUCUAUAAAGAUUGGUGGAAUGCGAAGACAAUUGAAGAGUAUUGGAGAAUGUGGAACAUGCCUGUUCAUAAGUGGAUGCUUCGCCAUGUUUAUCUUCCAUGCAUACGGAAUGGUAUACCAAAGGGAGCUGCGAUGGUCAUCUCAUUUUCCAUUUCUGCUAUAUUCCAUGAGCUCUGCAUUGGUAUCCCCUGCCAUAUAUUCAAGUUAUGGGCUUUCAUAGGGAUAAUGUUUCAGGUUCCACUUGUCAUCUUGACGAAGUACCUCCAGAAUAAAUUUAAAAAUGCCAUGGUGGGAAACAUGAUCUUCUGGUUCUUCUUCAGCAUAUAUGGACAGCCUAUGUGCAUUCUCCUUUACUACCAUGAUGUGAUGAACAGAAAAGUGAGGACAGAGUAAAGCAAUAUCUGUCAUCACGCUUGAUUUCAAAUGCAGGGAAUUUGAAGGUACAUAAAUUUUGCAAUCUUUCAUCUUACAAGCAGCUCGGCAGUGAGUGCACUUACCAUUUCCAGGUCUGAACAGUGCUUUUUUUUUUUCCUCUCUAAUUCAACAUGUAUAAAGUUUCCUGACUUCUUGGACCCAUGUAUCAGUUCAACUUUGUUAGUAUAUUGCAAAUUUCAGCUUCAUGUCUGGAAAUAUAUGCAAGCAUAAAGACUCAUGCGGUUUUUUAUGACUUAAUUCAUGCCACCCCGUUGAAGUGAAAAAACAUAAUUUAGGGCC